Molecule: messenger RNA, 2949 nt
Organism: Syngnathus typhle (broad-nosed pipefish)
Lineage: Eukaryota; Metazoa; Chordata; Actinopteri; Syngnathiformes; Syngnathidae
Gene: diaph1
Product: protein diaphanous homolog 1
Exons: 11
Coding region: 209-1390 (393 amino acids)
Biological process (GO): actin filament polymerization
Cellular component (GO): actin filament; cytoplasm
Molecular function (GO): actin binding; microtubule binding
Source: RefSeq, a predicted model, not a curated record
GAAAUAGACUACUAAGUAGUUGGCCAAAAAGGAACUAGAGGGUGCAGAUGAAAAGAACCAGGUGCAGAAGAAGAAAGUCAAGGAGCUGAAGGUUAUUGAUUCAAAGUCCUCACAAAACCUGUCCAUUUUUCUUGGAUCAUUCCGUCUUCCAUAUGAGGAAAUCAAAAUCUGCAUCCUGGAAGUUAAUGAGAAAGUCCUCACAGAGUCCAUGGUUCAGAACCUGAUCAAACAGAUGCCCGCACCAGAGCAGCUAAGUGUCCUAGGAGAGAUGAAAGAUGAAUAUGACGACCUGGCUGAGGCUGAACAGUUUGGAGUGGUGAUGUCUAGUGUGAAGCGGUUGGGACCACGGCUUCAGGCCAUCCUGUUCAAGCUACAGUUUGAGGAGCAGUUGAACAACGUUAAACCGGAUGUGGUGUCUGUGACGGCAGCCUGUGAGGAGCUCAGGAAAAGUGCCUCCUUCGCCGAGCUGCUGCAGAUCAUCCUUUUUCUUGGCAAUUAUAUGAACGCAGGCUCCCGCAAUGGCAAGGCCUUUGGCUUUUCCAUAUCAUACCUAUGCAAGCUACGUGACACAAAAACGGCUGACCUGAAGCAGACACUGCUCCACUUUCUUGCUGAUGUGUGCAUGGAGCAGUACCCGCAAGUCAUGAGCUUUCCUGACGAGCUCAUUCAUGUUGAGAAGGCCAGCAGAGUGUCUGCAGAGACUCUUCAGAAAAAUGUAGAAAUGAUGGGUCGUCAGAUCAAGAACCUGGAGAAAGACAUCGAAACCUUCCCUCCUGCACAAAAUGACAAGGACCUAUUUGUGGAGAAGAUGUCGAAUUUUAUAAACGGUGCACGUGAACAGUAUGAGAAGCUGGAUCUGAUGCUUAAAAAUAUGGAGAAGCAGUACAACGACCUGGGAGAAUAUUUUGUUUUCGACCCGAGAAAAAUAUCUGUGGAGGAGUUCUUUGGGGAUCUCAACAACUUUAAGAACAUGUUCCAGCAAGCAGUGAAGGAUAAUCAGAGGAGGAAGGAAGCAGAAGAAAAAAUCAAAAGGGCCAAGCUGGCAAGGGAAAAGGCUGAGAGGGAAAAACAGGAGAAACUCAAAAAGAAACAGCUCCUGGACAUCAACACAGAGGGUGAUGAAACCGGCAUAAUGGAUGGCCUCUUGGAGGCACUGCAGUCUGGCGCUGCUUUCAGGAGAAAGAGAGGACCCCGGCCAGCAGGCAACCACAGAAGAGCCGGUCAUGCGGUGACCAACAUCCUGGCCAAAGAACUGUUGCAGGAAGACGAUCUUUCAUCAAGCAUGUCACCCAUCAAGAUGGCGAAGUUUGAUGAGAAGGAUGAGCACAAGAUAGAAGCGGGGGAUUCAUUAGAGGAGCUACUGGAAGCUGCGCCUCCUCGCUCCAGUUAGACUAUUUGGGCACAUUUUUUUGCUUUGUUUUCUUUUAUGUUUAAUUGCCACAUGCAUCUAAGCAAGUUUGCGUCUCAUUGCUGGAGCCUAUAUUGAUCUAAAAUCAAAGUUAACCAUCAUCACACACUUGCUGUAAUCUUCUGGGAUGAAAAAUGUCCCUCAUUCUACCAAUGGAGUUUUGCCACUUUUGUAAAGUUUUUGAUAACAUACACUGUUCCGCACUUGUCUAUACGUUUUGUCUGUUUCUUCACCGUAGUUCUUACCCACUUAAUUCGCAGCUCAAUCGUUAAAAGAUCGUCUCAGAGGAGGGAUUCACUUUUAUUUCCCAAAUUUUCUCAAACAACGUCAGGCACAUAAGAGCUGCUUCAAAUGAUUACUUUUGAAUGCGUCAUGAAUUGUCUAUAAUAGUUUUUGUAAUCUUGACAUGAUAUUGCUGUAUAUUGUUUGAUGUAUUCUACAUUGCUGUUUGUAAAUGCCAAUGAUUCCACCGUGUUGCUGGAAAAAGUGCCAAUGAGGUGGAGUCCAUUGUCAUUUCACUCAGUCACAGCUCGCCCAGUAGCAGCUCUCACAGUGGGUGAAUGAUUUUGUUCUCUUUUUCUUUUCUUUUUUUUUUCUUCUUCUUCAUAACAUCUAUAAGGGAUGAUGCACCUAAAGGAAACCGGCACAGUCAAAUGAUAUAAAUAUUCCUCACAAUUUGCCCGCUGUGUUAUUAUAGAAGGUUCUUGCACAGAGUAAGCAAAUUCCAAAUGUCUUUGCCUGGGCCACGUUAGUUUGGAAACACCCUUACAUGCUUUUAUGAGUGUGUAAUGCGAGUCGUCUAUUUUGAGUUCCCACUUAUGUGUGUAUGUGCGUGUUUUCUGUAAUUGUGGUGCCCACCACUCUGUCAUAAAUUCUAGGUCGCCAAUGAUAGAAUGAUGAAUGAAUAGACACCCCACCCAGCACUCAGCUACUCACAUUGAGACAACGGCAAAUAUGCAAUGUCUGUUAUAUUCCUAUGCAAACAACUACUGUAAUGUACUUUUGCCAUCUUCUGAUGACUUCCAACUGGACUAAUAUCAACUUGCUGAUUCAAGCGCUCACUCCUCAAGUCAAAGCUUGUUUACAAUAGGUGACAUGGAGGAGUGGAGAUGACGAAGGUGGGAUUGGUGUUCAGGUAGGUAAUCCUUGUUGUGGUCACCUGCUGGGGUCCCUAUUUUUUUGCACAGUUGUAAUGAUAAUGACACCCCGUGUCUCACCGAAGAACCCUGACCUGGUGUUCAGCUGGGGUGUCACUCUACAUCUGUGUGUGUGCAAGAUACUGGAAUAUGGCUUCUUUCAACAUUAAAGAGAGGGAGAUACACAAUAAAAAGGAAAGCAUCACUGGAAUGUAUGUUUUGUUCUAAUUUGAGUCCCCUUUACCUAUUUUAAACAGAUUUUUUGUUUAAUUUUACAGUUGAUUAUUUUUUUAUCUUGUGGAUUACAUGUGCUUUGCUCUUUUUCCCCCCAGAGAUUGCUUUAUGUAUUUAGAACGAUGCACAUUUCUGUUUGCUACACGGAACAAUUAAAAUGUCUUCAAGUAA